CAGGCAGAUGGCCGGCGCCGGUGUGGGUGGGUUUAUUAAACAUGGCAGUGCCGGCUGGAAGAUCCGUGGUGUUUGUAACAGGAAACGCGAAGAAAUUAGAGGAGGUAGUUCAAAUCCUUGGUGACAAAUUCCCCUAUAAACUUAUUUCCAAGAAGAUUGAUUUGCCUGAAUACCAAGGAGAGCCUGAUGAGAUCUCCAUACAGAAGUGCAAAGAGGCAGCAAGACAGGUAGAUGGGCCAGUGAUUGUGGAGGACACCUGCUUAUGUUUUAAGGCUUUAGGAGGUCUACCAGGGCCAUACAUAAAAUGGUUUCUGGAUAAACUGAAGCCAGAAGGACUGUACAAGCUUUUAGCAGGUUUUGAGGAUAAAUCAGCCUAUGCUCUGUGCACAUUCGCCUUUUCUCCUGGCAGAGAAGAGCCUGUUCAGCUUUUCAGAGGGAUCACCGAAGGCAGGAUUGUGGAGCCCAGAGGCCCCCGAGACUUUGGAUGGGAUCCCUGUUUCCAGCCUGACGGCUAUGAACAAACUUAUGCAGAGCUCCCUAAAGAAGUGAAGAACACCAUCUCUCACCGGUACCGUGCCCUGGCAGCCAUGUCUGAACACUUCUCCAAACCAAACGAUGUCCCAGAGACCAAACGCACCAAACACGCUGACUAAUCACUAACAGGUUGAACCAACUGGAAAUCGGCUCGUCCCAUUGAUAUUGGGCAUUCGGCUCACGUGACGUGUUGCAACGAUCAACCCGAGACUCGUAAAAAAAAAAAAAAUGCAGGCACUGCAAUACAUUUUUAAUAAAUAAAAACAUGAUAUACCGUA
Silurus meridionalis is the source of this 812-nucleotide messenger RNA. RefSeq names its product inosine triphosphatase (nucleoside triphosphate pyrophosphatase) (gene itpa). The transcript is spliced from 8 exons. Gene Ontology annotation, cellular component: cytoplasm. Gene Ontology annotation, biological process: nucleoside triphosphate catabolic process. Lineage: Eukaryota; Metazoa; Chordata; Actinopteri; Siluriformes; Siluridae. Gene Ontology annotation, molecular function: nucleoside triphosphate diphosphatase activity. The coding region runs from base 42 to 653 and encodes 203 amino acids. The record is from RefSeq and is a predicted model, not a curated record.